Mizuhopecten yessoensis (Yesso scallop) is the source of this 582-nucleotide messenger RNA. RefSeq names its product neuronal acetylcholine receptor subunit beta-4-like. Gene Ontology annotation, cellular component: membrane; neuron projection; synapse. The record is from RefSeq and is a predicted model, not a curated record. Gene Ontology annotation, molecular function: transmembrane signaling receptor activity; extracellular ligand-gated monoatomic ion channel activity; neurotransmitter receptor activity. Gene Ontology annotation, biological process: monoatomic ion transmembrane transport; chemical synaptic transmission; nervous system process. The transcript is spliced from 6 exons. NCBI's taxonomy places the organism in Eukaryota, Metazoa, Mollusca, Bivalvia, Pectinida, Pectinidae. The coding region runs from base 1 to 582 and encodes 193 amino acids.
AUGACAAAAUUCUGCAGCAACGUUUUUACAUGUGUUAUCCUGAUUUCCAUCGGCAAGGUGACGGCAAACAAUGAAACGAAUGGUACAACACUGGAUGAGGAAUUUAGACUAAAGGAUAAUCUCCUGUCACCGGCCCGGUACAAUCCUAUUGUUCGUCCGAAACGAAACCACUCGGAACCACUGGUGAUCUUCAUCACAUGGACGUUUAUCGCUCUCAUACACGUGUCAGAAGUUGAUUCAACGUUAUGCCAUGCAGCUGCAUUGACUAUUGAAUGGACCGAUGAAUACCUGACCUGGAAUCCGGAUGAUUAUGGAGGACUAAAUCGAACCUACGUAACGGGCAAGCACAUUUGGACGCCGAAACUGAUGGGUUCUAAUGCAAUCGGAUCAAACUUCCUGGACAACAUCCUUGACGAUGCAUAUCAUAUUACGUCACGUGGUGCUGUAUCUGUUUCGACAUCCGGAGUUAUAUCGGUUUCCUGUGUUAUGAAUCCAGAAAAUUUUCCCUAUGACUGUCAGACAUGUUCUGUAAAAUUGAACUACGGAAUUAAAGCAAAGGAAACACGUUUCCAACCUACGUAA